Diospyros lotus (date-plum) is the source of this 1007-nucleotide messenger RNA. RefSeq names its product dolichol-phosphate mannose synthase subunit 3-like. The transcript is spliced from 5 exons. The record is from RefSeq and is a predicted model, not a curated record. The coding region runs from base 474 to 743 and encodes 89 amino acids. Gene Ontology annotation, cellular component: dolichol-phosphate-mannose synthase complex; endoplasmic reticulum membrane. NCBI's taxonomy places the organism in Eukaryota, Viridiplantae, Streptophyta, Magnoliopsida, Ericales, Ebenaceae. Gene Ontology annotation, biological process: GPI anchor biosynthetic process.
CCGCCGCCGCCGCCGUCGACCCCUCCGCCUCCGUCUCUGGUCAUCGCCGCCGUCGACCCCUCUGCCUCCGCCUUCGUCUCGGGUCGUUGUCGCCGCCUCGAGAUCUGCCGCCGGUCGUCAUCGCCGCCUCCAGAUCGGCCGCCGGUCGUCGUCGCCGCCUCCAGAUCCGCCUCCGGUCGUCGUCGCCGCUCCACAAGUUGGGGCUCCUGUCCGUCAUCUCCGGCGUUCCUCGUCUCGCUUAUCUCCGGCAUCCAUCGUCUGUCGUCGCAGACCCUGAUCGAGAAGGUGCUGAAGCCACUGUUUCGUUUUCCUCGCUCUCUUCGCCCUGUCAUCUCCGGCGUCACAGCAUCUCCGUCUUUUUUGCUGCUGCUCGCCGGUGCCACAGCGUUCCCGAUCCGGCGUUUGUGCUGCGGCCAUUGCUUAGCAAUUAUUGGCUGCUCCAACAUAUUCAGAUCUCAGAGUUACUAUCAGGGAUGAAACACAUUGUGAAGAUAAUGACAUUGCUGGUAGCCAUAUCUGCCUUUUGGAUUGGCUUACUCCAAACAUCAAUAGUUCCACACAGCUAUACUUGGUUGCUACCUUUGUACUUUAUUGUGUCAUUGGGAUGCUAUGGCCUAUUGAUGGUAGGAGUUGGCCUGAUGCAAUUUCCAACUUGCCCCCAAGAGGCAGUGCUUCUGCAGCAGGACAUUGUGGAGGCAAAGGAAUUCCUACAGCAAAGAGGGGUUGAUAUUAGUUCCGAUUGAUCUAAAAUGCCUUGAAAGAAAGCUCAACUUUGGUAGAGAAGAGUUUUGGAUGCUUCAGACCAGGAUUUGUGCAUUGGAGUUGCCGAAAAGAGUAUUUCACAAUGUUCUCCUUUAAUAUCCUAGCUAUGCGAUGAGAAAUAAGGAUUUUAGAUUUUAAUGUUAAGAUAUUUAGAGUUUGUUUAGGUUUGAGUGUCAUGUUUUGAUUAGAUUUUAGAUUGUUAAAUUUAAGUUAGGUUUUAUCUUCUAUUACAGUUGGGAUAGAAG